This is a messenger RNA of Oldenlandia corymbosa var. corymbosa, 1851 nucleotides long. The record is from the annotation of a GenBank genome assembly. Lineage: Eukaryota; Viridiplantae; Streptophyta; Magnoliopsida; Gentianales; Rubiaceae.
AUGACAUCCCCGUUAUUCUCUCUCCAAAUUAAUACCCCUAAAAAUUUUCUUUAUCUACUAAAAAUCUUCCCUCAAUUUCACUUCUCUCGCAGAAAAAUAAUUUUUUUUCUAAAAAAAAAAAUGACAGAAGAAAAAGGAAUUCACCUUGAUGACAACAGCAAUGGUGGUUGGCAAGAAGUUACUUACGGUAAGAAAAAGCAAAACAAGAAGAAGCCCGUCGAAAAUCGGAGUAAAAGUACUAUUGGUUCCCAACAAAAUGGUAACAUAAUUAGUGAUCGUGCUGAUAACGUGUUUGCGAGUCUAGAGAAGAAUUCUGAGCAGCGGCCGGGGAAAACUGGUGAUAGAAAGGGUAGACAAUCGAAAAUGCGGCCCGGAAAUGGUGAUGAUGACCAUAGCAAGAUUGGGAAGGAUAAGGAGAAUGGAACAACGGAAGGCAAAGAGAAGAAGAAUAAGAAGAAGCCCAAAAAGGAGAUGAAGAACACGAAUAUGACCGUCGAAGAAGCUGCCAAGAAGAUUGAUGCCAAUGAUCUUUCGAGCUUUCUUGCUGAUAAUUCGGCAUCUAAUGCAUCAUCUCCGGACAUUCAACUGAUGAGGUUCGCUGACUAUUUCGGACGAGCAUUUUCAGCGGUCAACGCCGCUCAAUUCCCCUGGCUGAACAUGCUCAAGGAGUCAACCCUUGACGAAGUUGCUGAUAUGCCGAUUUGUCACGUUCCCCAAUCCGUUUGUAAAAUUUCAACUGAAUGGAUUAGUCAACGGUCUGAUGAAGCUCUUGCGACUUUUGUGUUAUGGGCAUUGGACAGCAUUCUUGGUGACUUGACGACGCUUAAAACAAGCUCUAAAGCCCAAAAGAAGGUUGUUAAUCAAACUUCCUCAUCAAAUUCUCAGGUUGCUAUGUUUUUAGUCAUAUCGAUGACAUUGCGACAAAGACCUGAAGUGAUGAUUAAUCUGUUGCCUGUUUUGAGGACGAACUCAAAGUAUCAUGGUCCGAAUAAACUCCCUAUUUUUACAUGGAAAAUAAUUCAGGCCUCCCAUGGAGAUCUGUCAAUAGGGAUGUACUUAUGGGCACAUUUUGUGUUGCCUUACUUGGGAGGCAAAUCUAAUUCAAACACGCAAAUUCGGGAACUGGUUCUGCAAUUGGUCGAAAGAAUUCUUUCCAGGCCAAAUGCCAAGAAAAUAUUGGUAAAUGGAGCUGUGAGGAAAGGAGAACGUUUGGUACCACCUUCCGCCCUGGACUUGUUGCUACACGUUACAUUUCCAACUUCUUCAACCAAAAUCAAGGAAAAUGAUGGAUUUGAAACCAUAUACCCUAUCAUUGUGUACGUUGCUCUGGCUGGAACCCCAAGAAGCAAAUCCAUAAAACAACUCUCUCUGGAGAUUCAAGAUGUUGCAUUGAAAGCCACUGUUGAAGGAAAUCCAAAACUAUCUGAAGAAGCCCACAAAUUGUUAGUCUGGUGUUUGACCCAAAAUACCGAGUGCUACAAGAAAUGGGAAAAUGUUUAUGCCAACAACCUAGAAACGAGCAUUGCUAUCCUUAAAAAGCUUAUCCAGCGGUGGUCAGAGCUAUCUCCAAAGAUGGCUUCUCAAGAAGCUCUAAGUGACACUAUCAAGAUUUUUAGGAAAAAGAAUGAGGAAGCAUUUAAGGUUAGAAUGGAGGGUUCUCGUAAAGUACUUUACGCAGAGGCAGAAAAGUAUUGCAAGGUGCUGUUGAAGAAGAUGUUUUGGGACAACAAUGGUUGGCCCAUGUUUAAACUCUCAAUUAUCAUUCCAAUGGUUGCAGUUUUUGCCUAUAUCUAUGGCUACAAGGAAUACUCAAGAACCAUUGAAUUCUUGUUGAGAAAUGGAGGUAGCUAG